AUGGACGAAGUACUUUCCUGGACAUCCUCCGACCCUCGCGACUCUGUUCUCUUCAAUCAAAACUUUGCCGUCAAUUAUCGUUUCAUCACCGAAGUCGACAAUCGCAACGUCACUACAACUACACUCUGGCGUGCCGUCAGACAGUCUCGUGAAGACCGGCUUGCCAGAUUUGAGUGGACGCCGAGUGGGUCGCUCGGACGGGCGACGAUUGGGAGGACGACAAUGGCUGUUUCCGAACUCUUGCGCCCAGUAAACGGUGACAUCCACUCUUCGACACGAUCGUUCAACGGUCCUGACGGGCGCCUCUAUUACUGGGCGUCUUCGCCAACUGGAGAAUGUACCCUCUUCGACUCGAACCAAAAUAAAGUCGCCUUCUUCCGCCCGAUACGCCCGACACGCUACCCGGUUGGAGAUGUGUACGGCGAGCUACAUUUUUGCUCCGCACAGAGCACUGGCACCCUGUUACAUCCUCCGCUGAUGGACAUGAUCUGUAUGACGGCUAUGGCCUAUCGGGUGCUCGUUCAGUGGGGCUGGUAA
Messenger RNA from Serendipita indica DSM 11827, 537 nucleotides. Lineage: Eukaryota; Fungi; Basidiomycota; Agaricomycetes; Sebacinales; Serendipitaceae. The record is from the annotation of a GenBank genome assembly.